This is a messenger RNA of Panicum virgatum (switchgrass), 967 nucleotides long. Its product is annotated as cyclin-dependent protein kinase inhibitor SMR1-like. The coding region runs from base 223 to 615 and encodes 130 amino acids. The record is from RefSeq and is a predicted model, not a curated record. The transcript has a single exon. NCBI's taxonomy places the organism in Eukaryota, Viridiplantae, Streptophyta, Magnoliopsida, Poales, Poaceae.
GCCCUUUCUCCCAAAAGCAGAACAUAUCCCCAAGCAACGGCAGGGAGGGCAACCAGGAAGGAGAAGGCAGGGUGUCGCAAGCAAACUCUACUCCCCCUUCCCGCCGGCCCUUGCCUCGUUUCCUCCGUUUCACAAUCCCCCGACACGCCACGCCACCGUCUCUCCUCUUCCUCUCGACAUAGCAGGCGCGCAGCCCGGGCCGGGGAAUCGAUAUCCGCCGCCAUGUCCGCGUCGCCGGAGUUCUACAAGCCCGCGCCGCCGGCGUUCUCGCCGUGCAGCUCGCCGCUCCUCCUGCACGGGGCGGGAGCAUCAGCGGAAGAGAGCGCCGCGGCCAUGUGCCAGCAGCAGCAGGAGGAGGACUACCGGUGCCGGACGCCGACGGGCGGGGAGAGCCAGGUGAAGCCGCCCGGGACGUGCCCGCCGGCGCCGCGGAAGCCGCGCGCGCCCGCGGCCCCCGCGCCGUGCCGGAAGCGGCUGUUCGAGGUGGAGGUGUUCAGCCUGCGGCUGGAGGAGCUGGAGCGGCUCUUCUGGCGCCCGCACCCGUCGCCGCCGCCGGCGCCCGCCCAGAAGAAGCGCCGGAGGGUGGCCUGCCCGCAGCCGAAGAAGAGCAGCUAGCCUCCAGCUAGGUACCAGUAGAUGCCAGCAGUCGUAGACCAGAAGUAGAGAGGGUGCAGCGGUAGCUAGGUGCAGGGCCAAGUGGUUUUGGCCAUGGUAAGUUUGUUAGGAGUACUGCGUUUUUACUGCUGUACUUGUACUACUAUAGUAUCUCUAUAGCUAGUUCUACAUACUUGUACCGAGUUUAGUGUAUGUGAUGAUGAUGAUAGUAUUGUUGUGGCGUCAAGCUAAGGUUUAUUAGUGUGAUAUAGGCAGGCAGCUGCAUGCCUGAAUCUGCUGCUUCCACAUGUAGCCUGUGUAAUGAGAAGCUCAGUUGUACCACUGGAAUCAUACAGUAUCUACCUUCCGAGUC